Anopheles bellator is the source of this 1404-nucleotide messenger RNA. RefSeq names its product palmitoyltransferase ZDHHC16. Gene Ontology annotation, cellular component: Golgi apparatus. Gene Ontology annotation, biological process: protein palmitoylation. Lineage: Eukaryota; Metazoa; Arthropoda; Insecta; Diptera; Culicidae. The transcript is spliced from 6 exons. The coding region runs from base 103 to 1248 and encodes 381 amino acids. The record is from RefSeq and is a predicted model, not a curated record. Gene Ontology annotation, molecular function: palmitoyltransferase activity.
AACAUCAACAAAUCGAAAGUGAUGCGACCUUUUAUUAGGAAUUAGGAAUUAUUGGAAUUUAGAAUCGAAAUGGCCCUGUGACUGCAUAUGGAAGAGUGAGGCAUGAGUCGAAUUCAGUGGCGAGUGCGGGAAAUUCCCAAAACUAUUUCGCAAACGGUGCGGUUCCGUUGGCGGUAUGGCAAGCAAUGUAUCCGAUCGCUAACCUACAACCAUCACAUGAACCAGUCGUAUGCGUCGGAUGUUGUCAUGGAACCAAUAUUUUGGUUUGUUGACAAUUUCACCCAUCUUCUGGGACCGUUUUUUGUGUUCGCCGUUGUGUGUCUAACAACUGCCGUGGUAGUCAUUUGCUACUGGAUAGGGUUGCCGUACUGGUGGAGCAGAAAUCCACAUGUAACAGGGUUUCUACUCGUUGUCGGCCAUUGGCUGCUGCUGAAUGUGACUUACAAUUUCUACAAGGCUGCCUCAGUAUCACCAGGAUAUCCGCCGGAGAAAGAACUUAUCGCUGAAGCCGUUAGUAUAUGCAAAAAGUGCAUUGCUCCAAAACCUCCUCGGACACAUCACUGUUCGGUGUGCAAUCGAUGUGUCCUUAAAAUGGAUCACCAUUGCCCGUGGCUCAACAACUGCGUCGGUUACCAAAAUCAUAGAUACUUUUUCUUGUACAUGCUGUACACCACGAUUGGUACAUUGUUCAUAAUCGUGUUUGGCUUCGAGUUCGGUUAUGGUGUCUUGUUUCUGGAAGAAAGUGGCGGCUGGAAGGAAGUAGAACCCUUGCACGGGCACCCAGUGCGGUUCAACCUAUCCGGCCAUAUCAUACCCGUGACUGAAAUGAACGAUUACGAACACGACGGAAUGGCACCGGCCGAACAUGAUCUACCUGUUCCACGUGGCAAUGACUGGGCAACAACAUUACACGGAAUCAUCCUUUUCAUGGCCCUCAUCAACGUGGCUACACUUUUCGCACUGGGUUCGUUGACCGCGUGGCAUAGUGCAUUGAUAACCCGAGGCGAAACUAGCAUCGAGACACACAUAAACAAAUCCGAAACGAAGCGUUUGGCAACGUUGAAUAAAACAUACCGCAAUCCGUAUGAUUUUGGGCCACGCCAGAACUGGAAACUGUUUCUUGGGAUACAUAGAAAGCGCUCCUGGUGGCGGCACGUUUUGCUGCCGUCAUCGCACAAGCCCGAUGGAAAUGGAUUAACGUGGCUUACUUCCGGAACAAUCGACGGGGUUGAUGAUGAAUGGCCGUAGCGCAAGAGAAUGGUUUCGUGGUAGUUGUAGAGGAUCGUGGUUCCUCUUACUCAUCGUUUCGGGUAUCAAGCUAGUCAUUGGUGAUUUUCACGAGGAUCUCAAUGCUGAUUGUAAGCGAAUACUUCCAUUUAAUAAAGAUUCUUUAUACGUUUCACU